AUGGGAUCAAAUGGUGGCUCAAAUAUUACUCCAUUAAGAAAGACUUUGCCAUUGAGAGUUCUUAAACCUGAUGUGAACAACAUUAAGAAUCUUGCUCGGAAGUUGAAGGAAGUACAACGUGUAAUCUUUAUGGGGAAAUUCGGUAAGAUUCUUGAUUUACUUGAAGUUAAUGUACAAGUGGAUGCCCUUACAACGUUGGCCCAAUUCUAUGAUCCUCCUUUUAGGUGUUUCACUUUUAAGGACUUUCAGUUGGCCCCAACGUUGGAGGAGUUCGAACGAAUAAUGGGAUAUCCGAUGAAGGGGAGUAAACCUUACCAAUACAUGGAACACUAUCCCUCACUGAAAACAAUUGCUGAAACGUUUGAUAUCCCUAUAAAGGAAAUAGAAGACAAUAGAACCAACAAAGAUAAUUUGAUUGGAUUUCCAAUAAAAUAUCUUGAGGAGAAAGCAGUAAACUUAGCAAGAGAUGGAAAAUGGGACACUUUCAUGGAUGUGCUUGCCUUAAUUAUAUAUGGAAUUGUUUUAUUUCCAACUAUUAAGGAUUUUGUGGAUUUCAUGGCGAUAGACGUCUUUUUGGCUUACAAGCAUAGAGGGGAGAAUCCAGUACCGGCAGUUUUGGCUGACGUUUACUGCACGCUCGACUUCCGUCAUGAGAAAGAGGGGGGGCUAAUCCAUUGUUGCUCGCCAAUACUCUAUUUUUGGUUUGUCAAACAUAUUUUUCAAGACAUGCAUCACUUAAAAACUAAGAGCAAAAAGGAAUGGGCCAACGUUCUAGCAAAUCUCAACGAAAGAACGAUUCAAUGGUACUCCCGGAGUCAAGAUAUAAAUGAAGUGAUUUGUAGAUGCGGUGUUUUCGUAGAUGUUCCCCUCAUGGGAACCAAAGGGUGUAUAAAUUAUAGUCCCUAUGUUGCAUUGAGACAAUUGGGUUAUCCUAUGAAAAAACCCCCAAUAAUGGAUGUAACAAAAUCUUUUGUUAUUCAUGGACGAGAUGGUUAUGAUGCUAGCUUGUUGAGAAGAAUACGUAAGUCUUGGGAAGAUGUUGUUAGAAGAGGACAAGAAUUAGGACCUAGAAGUUGUGGUAUAGGAGAGGAAUAUCAUAAUUGGGUGAAAAGGAGGGCAUUAGAGGUCAAGUUGCCUUUUCACAGCACCGUCAUUACUCCCGAGGUAGUAACAACAGAAUCUUUUUUUAGAAUCUUUUUUUAG
This is a messenger RNA of Cicer arietinum (chickpea), 1203 nucleotides long. RefSeq lists its product as uncharacterized. The record is from RefSeq and is a predicted model, not a curated record. Lineage: Eukaryota; Viridiplantae; Streptophyta; Magnoliopsida; Fabales; Fabaceae.